Molecule: messenger RNA, 2820 nt
Organism: Candidozyma haemuli
Lineage: Eukaryota; Fungi; Ascomycota; Pichiomycetes; Serinales; Metschnikowiaceae
Exons: 1
Coding region: 1-2820 (939 amino acids)
Cellular component (GO): nucleus; cytosol
Molecular function (GO): protein phosphatase binding; protein phosphatase regulator activity
Source: RefSeq, a predicted model, not a curated record
AUGUCGGGCUCUUUCUGGAAGCUAAGUAAUGGUUUCACUUCCCUAUCCAACGUCACCUCCAUUCUAGAAAACCAUACCAUCAACGACAAUGCCCAAGAUGACUCCCAGACAAUAUCAGUGCUCCUAAAGCUUUUGGACGAGAAUGACUUGCUUCAGGAGUUGAUGUCGAAUAACUCCAUGUUGCUUGAGUUCUUGCGUAAUGACAACGUCAUCAGCAUGCUUGUGGACCUUUUGAUUCUGGAAAGCUUGCAGGGCGAACAGCUUGCCAUGAGCUUGAAGAGACUCAAUCUUUCUCCAGAUUUGAAGGUUGAGUCGGGCUCUGACUCUGAACAAAGUAAGGAUUCCGACGGUGAGACUGAAGAGAAGCCCCUGUCGGAGAACAAAGACGACGACAAUGAAAACGACUCGAAAACGUCUUCUCCUAAAUCUCUGAAGGAAGAAGAGAGUGAAAAAGAAGAGGAGGCUUCCCCUGAAUCCUCUGAGGAAAGACGUUCUCGCUAUGCUGCCUUGUCAGCAGAGAUCUUGAGUGCUGACGUGUGGUCUCUUACCGACACAGUGAUGGAGUCCACACAGAAUCUUAAUAAGUUAUGGUCGAUUCUCGAUCUAGAGCAACCGUUGUCGAUCAACUUGGCUACGUACUUUAUGAAAAUUAUGGAACACCUUUUGGACAUGAAGUGCGAGGAAAUGAUCACUUACUUGAUUGACAACCAGCCGUUGUUGGUCAAGAAGUUCAUGAACCACUUGGCCAACCCACCCCUCAUGGACUUCUUGCUCAAGCUCAUUUCCACUGAUAAACCGGAUAACUCCACAGGCAUAAUAGACUUCCUUCAGGAUCAAGAGCUUGUUCCUCAGCUUGUUGAUGCUCUUGAUACUUCCGACACGGAUACUGACAUUGAUGUCUUGUUAGUGAGACAAUCAUCCGCUGCAGACUUCCUAAAAGCGCUCAUUACCAUUUCUGCUAACUCUACUACUGACAAUUCCACCAUUGGACCCAACGAACUUACCCGUGAGCUUGUGUCUUAUGACAUUAUGGCUCGUCUUUGUGAUAUUAUGUUGAAGGGUGGCUAUGCAUUGGCCAAUGGUGUUGGCAUUAUUAUUGAGAUUAUCAGAAAGAAUAACUCGGAUUACGACAUUUUACCAGUCCUUUACAUCACCUUGGAAAGUCAUCCUCCCACAGGAAGAGACCCCAUAUAUUUGGGCCAUUUGUUGAAAGUUUUCGGAAGCAAGAUCGAUGAGUUCAAUAAACUAUUGAUUCAUGUGAAUGAGGGUUCGUCCUUGCUCACCACUUUCGGUAAAAUCGAGCCUUUGGGAUUUGAGAGGUUUAAGAUUUGCGAGUUGAUCGCUGAACUUUUGCACUGCUCCAACAUGGCGCUUCUCAAUGACAACAAGGGAUUUGAUGUCGUGAAGAUAAGAGACCAACUUAGAAAGAAAAUGAGGGAGUUUGACCCUGUUGCAUUCAAAUACAACGAAGUGAUCGAGCUUCCUGCCGACGAUUGGCAGCCAAGUCUUGAUGCUGAGAAAGAGUUGACCAAAAAGUUUGACAAAGACUUGCCAAAGCACGAAUUUGACGACGAAAACGAUUUCAAUGAUACCAUUGAUUCAUUUAAUUCUAAAAUGCAAGAUUCAUCAGUUGCCCAUCAUGGAAAUCAGAAUAGUGGCGACGAAGAAGAGCCACCUCAUAGCAAUGCUAAUCUCACCGAAGAAGAACUUAGAGCGGACCCAGUCGUUGGUGAUUACCUCAAGAUCGCAUUAUACGAUUCUCAGAUUGUAUCCAAUAUUUUGUCGAUGUUUUUCAAGUUUCCAUGGAACAACUUUUUGCAUAACGUCGUUUUUGAUAUAGUGCAACAAGUCUUGAAUGGCUCCAUGGAUAUUGGAUUCAACAAGUUCCUCGCUAUUGACAUCUUCCAUUCUGGUAACAUCACGCACAAGAUCACCGAGGGCCAGCGUCUCUGUUCGGACUAUGAACAAGAGCACAGCGGCAUGAGACUCGGAUAUAUGGGCCACUUGACAUUAAUCGCAGAAGAAGUGGUCAAAUUUAUUCAAUUAUACCCUGUUGGUACUGUCAGCGAGCUUAUCGAUGAAAGAAUCGAAGACGAGAUUUGGGAGAACUAUGUCAGCCAAGUCUUGUAUGAUACAAGAAAGAAGUACAAUGCUAUCCUCGGCGGCAGCGAUGUGGAUGACGACGAGGGCUCGAAUACUUUCGAUGAAAGUACGGGUGAGAUCAUCGAGGAGAGCGAGUUCGAAAGUGCCUUGCGUGAAAUGCAUACGAUAGACAAUGAUCGCGACUUAAUAGGCAGCAGUUACGAGAACCAAGAUAAGGAAGAGGAAUUCCACGAAGAUGUGGACACUCGCGAAGAGAGCGACGCUGAGAAGAAAGACGGUAACAAGUUAAGCUCAAGUGACGAGUCCGAGUCCGAGGAUGACGAUGACCACUUUGCCAAUUACAUGUCGCUGCAACUAACCAUAUCUGGUUCUAACGCUUUCCAAUCCUCCCUUAAUAGCAAGGCCAAGGAAUUGAAGAAUGAAGAAGAUACUGAAAACAAAUACAAUGAUUUCCUUCAUGUCUCCGGUGACGCUGGAGAUGACGAUGACGAUUACAUUGACCCCAAUGACGAUGGCAUGUCGUACAAGAAGGCGAACCCCCUUUACGAUAACCAAGGAUUACUUGUGAGAGACCAGAUGCAUCUGUAUCCUGGGGACACCAACAACCUGAGUGAAGACUCCACGUCCAGCUCGGACAGCGACGAGGAUCUCGCUUUAGAGACCGACUCGAAAGACGGUAAGAGUAACAAGCUAACGCGAGUUGCAAGUAAAGGUUAG